Messenger RNA from Wickerhamiella sorbophila, 1503 nucleotides. RefSeq names its product Sphingolipid C9-methyltransferase 2. Lineage: Eukaryota; Fungi; Ascomycota; Dipodascomycetes; Dipodascales; Trichomonascaceae. Gene Ontology annotation, biological process: cellular response to biotic stimulus. Bases 1 to 1503 code for a protein of 500 amino acids. The record is from RefSeq and is a predicted model, not a curated record. The transcript has a single exon.
AUGUCUAUUGAGUUCAAAGCCACUCCACCUGCGAAGCCGCAGCCGGAGCCGAGCACUGAAACUGGUAUUCGUACUACGAAUAUCCCCACCAUCAAGAAUGGUGUGUUGAUUGCUGAGGGUGCCGGUGCACGGGGAUUCUCCAACACCAUUUUGAUUGGAUUACUUUUGGGGAUUCCGUAUUACUUCAAGAGAAAAAUUGGCGGCGGUUUUGUGACGUUUGUUAUUCUGGCUGCUCUCUUUGCUAUUCCCAUUUUGAUGGCAUACUGGUCCAUUACUUCGACCUAUCUGCCUCGCAUCAAUGAAAAAUGCAAGCUCCCUGGAAAGGGUGUUGAGCACUACCUGGAGUUCCACGAUCCAGAGUUGGCCCAGAAGUACAGAGGAAACAACAAGAUCCCUUAUGAGACUUUUUACGAGUUGUACUUUGAGAAUAAGGUCUCUUUCAAGGGUGACGCUCUCGACGUUCUUGAGAUGCGUCACGACUGGGCUAGUUUCCGCUUCACACUUGGCUUGUACAAGUUCUUCCUUUUUGGUAUGAUCCCUGAGGUCAUUAUGCAUUCCCGAUCGCAGGACGAGGAGCAGGUCCGCGAGCACUACGACCGUGGUGACGACUUUUACGAGUGGUUCCUUGGCCCCCGCAUGAUCUAUACUUCCGGCAUUGUUAGCGACAUCACGCGCGAGGAGACUCUCGAGGAACUCCAGGACAACAAAUUGCGUGUUGUUGCUGAGAAGAUUGGCGUCAAGAAGGGCGAUCGCGUUCUUGAUCUCGGCUGCGGCUGGGGUACUCUGGCUCGCUUCCUGUCCUCCCAGUAUGGAGCCCACGUUACCGGUGUUACUCUUGGCCGCAACCAAGCUGCGUGGGGUAAUGCCAAUUUGGCUAAGGACGGCAUCCCCACCAGCCAAUCUAAGAUACUUUGCAUGGAUUAUCGCGAUGCUCCCGUUCCCGAGGGCAAAUACAACUGCAUCACCUGCUUGGAGAUGUCCGAGCACGUGGGUGUCCGUAAGUUCAACAGCUUCUUGCAGCAGGUCUACGAUAUGCUUGACGACGAUGGUGUUUUCUUCAUGCAGUACGCUGGUCUGCGCAAGUCCUGGCAGUUCGAGGACCUCAUUUGGGGUCUCUUCAUGAACAAGUACAUUUUCCCCGGUGCUGAUGCCUCUACUCCAUUGGGCUGGACCAUUGAUAAGCUGGAGGCUACUGGGUUCGAAAUCACUUCUGUUGAUACGAUUGGUAUCCACUACUCUGCUACCAUCUGGAGAUGGUAUCGCAACUGGCUGGGCAACAAGGACAGCGUCAUCAACAAGUACGGUCUCAAGUGGUUCCGCAUUUGGGAAUUUUUCCUUGCUUCGUCGACAAUUGUAGCUCGCGAGGGCUCUUCCACUGCUUUCCAGAUUGUUAUGCGCAAGAAUCUCAACAGCACGCACCGUGCAGAGUUCAUCCCCCGCCAGUUCAAUCUGCAGGUUCCCAAGCCUGCUAACGGCAACAAAUGGCUCAAAGAGGACUUCUAA